Messenger RNA from Cooperia oncophora, 3162 nucleotides. The record is from the annotation of a GenBank genome assembly. NCBI's taxonomy places the organism in Eukaryota, Metazoa, Nematoda, Chromadorea, Rhabditida, Trichostrongylidae.
AUGAAUGUGGAAGACGUGGUUCAAGCCAUAUGUGCCGUCUAUGAUCCUUCAACGUCGAAUCCGGAUCGUAUGAAGUGUACGCAGGUGAUCGAGAAUUUCAAGGAUGGGCCACCGGAAAUAGUGGCAAACACGGCGUUUGAACUAAUCACGCGAAAUUCGUCUAUUCUUCGUCAUACGGGUUGGACCUUAUUAGAAGAUCUCAUCAGGUACAAAUGGAAUUCCAUACCUCCAGAGCUUUGUUUGGCACUGCGUAGUAGAAUAUGUGAAGCCAUUGAUACUUUGAUGCAAGAGGAAAACGUUGAAUCAAGUGCGAGAUGUGUAGUGGCAAUGAUGGAGCAUGAAUGGCCUCAGAACUGGCCUGAACUCACUUCACAACUUCAACAAAUGUGUUCUCGAAGUUUCUUACAUUGUGCCAUUACAUUUGCAAUUCAACGACGUCUAGUAGAGAAUGUGGCUACCUUGGCAUCAGUUUCCAACAUGCGUCGUCGCAGGGACAUGAACAGCGCAAUGGUUGAGUCUGUGGACGAGUUCCUUAUUAUAGCGCUGGAUAAGCUCGACUCUUGCCCGUUAGAUCGGACAAAUACUGCUACUUUACUUGCCGCGAGGAAUAUUUUUGGAUGGCUUAUUGAAGUGUGUAGCUGCGUAACUUCGAACUCUAUGGAAAAUCGGUUUAUACGCAUUGUUGACACUGUGAUUCGUUACCUGAGUACUGCGGAAGGAAAUAUCUACGAACUGGCCGCACAAUGCUUGGCAACCCUUUCUGCCCGUAGACGAGAGAAAAACGACCAAUCGAUAGUAAUUUCGGCCUUCUUCCGGCAGGAAGUGUUUUCAGCCAUUCUCACUGUAACAAGCCUUGCUGCAGACAACUCGCACUUCAGCGAACAACAUUAUCAUUUUCUGUCGAAAGUAUGGACAGAAAAACACCCACCAGCAAACUUUGGAACGUACAUUUCGGCCAUUGUCGCGUUCUUCAAUCAUGAGUCAUUGUAUUUGCGACAUGAAGCUUGUGAUGUUCUUGUGGCGCUCUCCAAUCAUGCCUCAUUCCGUGACGACGAGCAUUUAAUACAGGCGUUACGCUCCGUCUUUUCAAAUUUUCUCCGGGCAUUCACAAAGCAUGGAUACCCAUCGCAAUGUCCACCCACAACGGCAAGCCAUUAUUCUCAGAUGGACUUCGAAGACGAUCUGGAAUGGCAUAACUUCUUCAUACGUUUCCGCUCUCGUCUGCAGGUACUCAUAGCAGACAAUCUCCGAAAACAUUUUGACUACCUACUUUCUGUUUGCGAAAAGGAUGUGUUCCAGAGGAUAUUAUCCGAUCCUCAUGGAGUAAAAGAAGUGGAGUGGGAUGGAAUGCAGAAGUUCGUUCGAAGUGUUAUCCAGGUUGCCUACGAAAAGAAAAUCGUUGAUAAGAAGCACGAAUAUUUGAUUGCGAUACGCAAUGCUUUGGUGACACAAAUGGCAAACAUGACCGAUUGCGAUGUGCUAAGUGAGCUAUUGUCUCUUCAUUCACCCUUUCUGUUGAGCUAUGGCGAGGAUUUCGACAGUUUCGCCAACUAUUUUUCACUACUUAGAAAGGCGUUGAUCAUGUCAGCUGGCAAUAAAACACUAAAUAGACAUGUUAUAAGUCUCAUUCUUCGUGCUGUUCAGUGUUUUCCGACUUAUUUUAAGGGUCAUGUGACAGACGUUUUAGCACUCUAUGCUGACGUAGACGGUGUCAUUUCGAAAAUGCAAAUGGCUCAGUUGCUGCAGGUUUCGGCUGUUCUUUCUGAUAUGGUUGACGAUGAAUCGGUACAAUUGAAGUUGUUACAAAUAGCAGUCAAUUCAUCUGUUGAGCAUAUUCGUAGUAUACAAUGGUCUUUCGAAGACGUUUCCACUUUUAUCAAGUUCAACGGUUUCGAUGUGUCACCAGUAGUCCCAAAAGAUUUGGCGUGCAAUGCCAGCAGAGUGGAGUUGAGACAAGCUCUCACAUGUAUUCAAGGAGCGGUGCAGCAGGUUAACAAGUCCAGUCCAUUAGCAUGCUUACUCAUGCCGAUACUCCCAUCGUUCUUCAAAAUGAGCAGAUGCGUGCUCGAUCUGCACACGCCGGAAGCCAGACAGUUGCUUCAUCCGUUGUCGCGUGACAACAUCACCAAAAUCGCUGAUUUUGAGAGACAGCAGAUUUACUGUUCUGUUGGGGAAAAUAUUGAAGUUAUCACGGGACGUGCCAUCACAGUGGACAGAGAUCCUAUCGAUAUCGAACGCCAAUAUGUGCACGAUUUGAAUGAGCAAAUCUUGACAAUUAUAUCGAUAUGUGUGAGCAAAUUCCCUGAUAAGGUUUUCUCUUUGAACGAUCUCCCGCUGUUAUUGCUUGACAUGGUUGCAAGUCUCGAAUCAACACCGGAAUUCAGAUUACGCUGUUGGAUUAAGAAAGUUUGGAAGUCUAUAAUAUGCGAUUGUCCAAGGGAUAAAUACGGUCUGAUAAAGGAGUUUUUCGAGCGAAUUGUUGGAGUUAUGCACUUACGACUGCAAAACAUAUGGGCAGAGGUUUCCCAUAUUGAUUAUGAUUCCGAGCCAACCGAGGAACAGUUAUUUUUCGAACAUAUGACUUGUGUUUUAUCUCGCGAAUAUAUCUCAUUUCUUCGGUCCUGUUAUCUUCAUAGCGAUGGUGAUGACAAGAAGGCAGUGACAAUGUCAGUACUAGGAGAUUGGUUGUUCGAUAACAGGAUCGGUCUAUCGUCUGUGAUUAUGACAGUAUUCUCAUCGUUGACAUUCCGUGAUUCCACACUCGUUCUCAGAGCUGCUGGUUUCUGCAAAAUUUUGGUGGAAAAGCUGGCCAACUGCUACGACGACGAAGUAGGAGUAUACAUGUUGGUUUGUUCCAUACGGUCACUUCAGUUACAUGGUGCUGACGAAGUUACUGGAACUCCAAUAAUGGGACUCGUCUUUCACAUCUACUCCGUUUUGGUGCGAGCCAUGAUAUCGGGUGACGAAGUAAUUCUGGAGAAACAAAAGAAAGAAAUGAUGCGCAAACUUUUCAACGGCAUAAUUACGCUUGCUCUUGGUGAACAACACAAGAAACCGGUGUACUUUCGUCCUCUUCCACCUAUAGAGAAGCGUCGCCGUGUUGUAAAUGAGCAUGAUAACUUUGAGGACAUUGCACUCCUGUUCGCCUGCGAGGAAGUGUAA